Cotesia glomerata is the source of this 1203-nucleotide messenger RNA. RefSeq names its product growth arrest-specific protein 1-like. The coding region runs from base 245 to 1111 and encodes 288 amino acids. The transcript has 5 exons. NCBI's taxonomy places the organism in Eukaryota, Metazoa, Arthropoda, Insecta, Hymenoptera, Braconidae. The record is from RefSeq and is a predicted model, not a curated record. Gene Ontology annotation, biological process: regulation of cell cycle.
AUCUAGUUCCUCGGAGGCUGCGAAACCGAGCGUGUGUCUGUGCUUAAUUUCUUAUUUCUUCCCGAAGUUUGCCGCUUAUUUUUGUUGUUUAUUUCUCCCUAAAGUUGCUAUCCAACGAGAAUAUUAAAUUAACAAUAUAAAAUUUUUAAAUUUCCCGCGUAAAAUACGUGUGAAGAAGUGAAGUUACAAGGAAUUGAUUGUGAAUCAUGUGAUUUGAAACUUAGGAUCAAAAAGCGAAAGAAGAAUGAAUUCCGCAACGCAUUGGGUGUGUAUAGUAGCCGUGCUGGGGUUCACUGCAAAAACAGAUGCGUCAAUAGCAAACGAUACUCAUAGAGUAAUAUCUUGCGAUGAGGCUAAAUUGAAGUGUGGAUACAGAAAAGGAUGUGGCGGUGCUUUGCAGCGGUAUUUAACGAGCUGCGCUGGUAUUUAUCAAGACGAAGAAGACAGGAAUUGUCCUGAGCAAUGUCAGCUAGACCUUAUUUCGCUCACCAGCACGGACGAGGGUAAAGACCUCAUGAAUUGUCGAUGUACCAAAGAGGAUUUUAUGUGUAUAGACUCCAAGCAGAGAGUUGAGGUCUGCAGGGAAUCAAUUAAUAGACUAAUGAAUAAUACAAGACUUAGUUGUAAAAUAGCCACUGGCAUUUGUAAUGCCGAUACACUUUGUUUUACUGCACUGCAAUAUUACCACAAACAUUGUAAACAUAUGUUCAAUGGAAGAAGAUGUACGCAUCGGUGUAGAAAUUCGUUGAAUAUCCUCCUGAGACAGGAUAAAGCUGCGAGUUUAAAAACGUGUGUGUGUGACGGCCGUGAGGAUUACGAUUGCCGUGGCGUACAUCGUAAUAUGCACAUACUGUGUUUUAACAAAACAGAAGAAGAAUACUCACAAAUACUGCUAGAGCAAUAUCCAGACACGUAUACUAACGAAGUCGGAGGAGACGUUAAUUCCGGCGAGUCGAUUUACUUUAGAGCAACUUACAUUAUUCUAAUUGCUCUUUUAAUCCUCUUAAAAGUUUACUUCUGUUACAGACUGAUGAUUCACUGCAAUGAUAAGAAAGCAAAGAAGAAAAAAAAUACAAACAGUAUUCAGUACGUGAAUGACCAAAGAUCCUAAAUAUUUUUAAAAAUCCGUGGAUAUAUUGUGGGCUGUAAGCUGUAACAGACCGGAAAAUAAAUAAUAUAAUGAAAAAUUUUAAUGAAAUAAAA